Pimephales promelas (fathead minnow) is the source of this 2051-nucleotide messenger RNA. It is a transcript of the gene ankrd37, whose product is annotated as ankyrin repeat domain 37. Gene Ontology annotation, molecular function: protein binding. The record is from RefSeq and is a predicted model, not a curated record. Gene Ontology annotation, cellular component: cytoplasm. NCBI's taxonomy places the organism in Eukaryota, Metazoa, Chordata, Actinopteri, Cypriniformes, Leuciscidae.
UGGUGUAAAUAGCUUUUAUACUUCUGCUUUUCAUUGAAAAUGAGAUCAUGUAUUAUGCAUGUGUGCGUGUUUGAUUGCAGAACACUGAUGUUUAGCAGCGGAAUAGCUGUCACGCCUAACACAACUUUAAUACCCUGCCCUACGGCAUUAUUCUUUGACAUUAUUCCAGACAACAGCUAUGUUUUUGCUUGAGACAGAGUCGGACUGUCCGAGCAAUCUUUUUGAAAGCGGGUUUGCUGUCAAUGGUUUGAAUGGUCCGGGGCACGGACAGUCUCCUGCGCAUCUCGCGGCAUGCGGAGGUCAGGCUUUCUGCUUGCUUUGGCUGCUGCAAACCGGUGCUGAUGCAAACCAACAGGACGCAAGUGGAGAGACACCCAUUCAUAAAGCAGCCAGAGCGGGCAGUUUGGAGUGCAUCAGUGUGCUGAUGGCCAGUGAUGCACAUUUCGAAAUUUGUAACAAAGAUGGACAGACCGCUGAAGAAAUUGCAUGGUCUUGUGGGUUCGAGGAAUGUGGGAGGUUUUUAAACAUGCAUCGCAGAACUCAGGACCUGAAGAACACUUCAUCAUCACCUCUCGUUGAACGCCACAUGCUGAGCAGCACUCUCGCGGGACAGAAGAGAGGCCGAGCAAGCUCCAGUGCUCAAGACAGGAAGAAAGCACGGGACUGGUGAUCAAUGCUCCCACAAAGAGAGAGAGAAUUUCAAGUAACAUAGGCUGUUUAGCCAUUACUGGAGUGAAUGGUAAAACAGAUGAUGUUUCAGCAUGCCCUCAAAGUCUGAAUUACCUGUGGACAUUUGGUAUUGAGCUUACUGCAGCCUCAACAGUGAAGAUAGAUUGACCCUGUUCUGGGGUCAGUGAUUUGGGGUCUUAAGUUAAAGUGGAAUCACUGACACUGUAGAUCUGUGCUUCAUGCAUAUAUACCUGCCAACACAAGAGCAGAUGGCAAUGAAGGCCAAAGCAGAGCAUUUUCUUUAAAGAUGGAGAUUGAAACUUCUGGGGUUCUUACUCGAAAAGGUGCAACAUUUAACUUGGAUCACAAUGUCUUGUGAAUCAAUCAUAUGAACCCUUUCAGGGUUUUAUGACAGUCAGUUGGGGACUGUAGAAAUAAGUGGAUAUAAAUGAGCAAAACAGAAGGCAACUGACUUGCUGCCAAGCUUGGCUAAUCAAAAUACUCUUCAUAAGGCUAGAUUAGUUGUUAAAGUGUUUGACAUUUUUGGUCUAUAUAAACAACUAAGGUAAAACAUGACUUAGUGUUGUGGCAAAUGUUAAGGGAAUAUGUCAUGCUUUGACAAAAACAGUUUUUGAAAUUGUUUAUUCCAUGAUCUGAAAGAGAUUUUACUUGCUGUUCAAGAUGGUUCAAAGAUAUCUUGUGAAUUUAAUGUAUGAGGAACUCAAAAUCAGGUAGUUUGAAGGAUAUUUUUUUAAUAAUCACAAGGACCCAAUUCUCAAAACUUAGCAUACAUUGAGCACAACAGCAGUCUAUGUGGGCUAAACUGUUGAUAAUUUUCCAUUGCUUUGGCAUAAAAUUCAAUGACUACUGCUUUAAAGUUACUUUUUCCCCUCUCUCUUAGAAACAAGCACAGCCAAAACGCUGUACCUACCUAACUAACAUAACCCAAAACUGAAUAUGGUAUGUUAUGCCAUAUUGAAAUAUAUUAGAAAUGUUAUAUAUAUAUAUAUAUAUAUAUAUAUAACAAAACAAUUAGGUCUAUUGUAGCUGAAAAUCUACAAAGGUGUUAGACUUUGUUACUAUUUAUAGAAAAGGGGGAAAUAAUUUUGUACUGAAAUGAAAACAUGUACCAUGAAAUGCAAUGAAUUCUAAACAGUAGAGAUAUAAUUAUUGUUCUGUAAAGGAAUGUUUUUUUUUGUUUGUUUUUUUUAAAAACUAUAAAGCUACUGUGACGAAGUGUGUUUGUUGGGUGAAACCUUUGCCUGUGUCAUGGAAGACUGAGUUGAUUUGAGGCAUAUAUGAAGUGUUUUGGUAUUAGUGCAUUUUGGAUGUGAAAGUAACUGCUGUGCCAAACUGGAAGUUGGUAAAGAAAACUGUGUUAA